Molecule: messenger RNA, 1151 nt
Organism: Asterias rubens (European starfish)
Lineage: Eukaryota; Metazoa; Echinodermata; Asteroidea; Forcipulatida; Asteriidae
Product: G-protein coupled receptor moody-like
Exons: 2
Coding region: 75-1151 (358 amino acids)
Biological process (GO): G protein-coupled receptor signaling pathway
Cellular component (GO): membrane
Molecular function (GO): G protein-coupled receptor activity
Source: RefSeq, a predicted model, not a curated record
GCAAACUUCACGGCAAUUUCGGCGGGAGAAAGAGAGUCUAUCCUUCAAACUGUAACAACAGCAUCUUUGGUGUCAUGGAUCAAAUGAACGUAAGCAAUAUAACUUUGAUUGUUGAAACUAUGGACAAUUCUACGGAAACAGGUUUAAAUGAAAUGGAAAUGAAGGAAACGGAUGGCUUUAAUAAAUUCGUCUUGGCUCUUUACGGCAUAAUCUGCGUGGUUGGAAUCAUUGGUAACUUACUGGUUGCCAUCGUACUCCUCCGCGUGCCGUCCCUACGCUCCAACACCAGUGAUUUCUUAGUGCACCUCUCCAUUGUCGACUUCAUGGUGUGUGUUCUGGUCAUCCCAACGUAUCUCACACCAGCAGGGUCAAAAACACCAGCAAAUCCCGGAGGCUUUGCAGAGUUUUGGUGUCGCUUUUACACCUCCAAGUUCCUCUACUGGAGCUUCGCGAUCACUUCUGUGUUCAGUUUGAUCACAGUCAACAUGGAGCGCUACGUAGCCAUCGUCUACCCACACAAGUACAAGAAAGUUUUCUCCAGACGCAACAAGUACCUGAUGAUUGCUGCUUGUUGGGUCUUGGCCGCAAUAACCAAGGUUUAUAAGCCUUGCUUGUUUGAGGUGGACAGAGAAAAGGGUUGCCGAUCUGUGCCGUGGCCUAGCAAGGGAGCUCAGGCGGCAUUUGGUGUUUACAAUUUCACAGUCAACUUCUUUGCUCCGUUUGUUCUGAUGGGUUUCGCGCAGUGGAGGGUGAUUUCUUCACUAAACAGGCAGGUUAAGGUACUCAACCGAAGAGCAGAUUCUUCGGUCCUUAACCCCAGAGAUCAGCGUGAAAUGUGGCAGCUCCGGGCCGCACAGACCCUGGUCAAGACCCUCCUGGUCUGCGUGAUUUCCUUCGUGGUCUGCUGGGCUCCAAACCAGGUCAGGUUCCUUCUGCUGAACCUGGGUGCCCCGCUCCAGCAGGGAUCGCAUUUCCAGUUCAUCAGCGUUAUCUUAUCCGUGGGCAACUCCUGCGUGAAUCCUGUCAUCUAUACCUUGACGAACAAGCCGUUCCGUAAAGGGAUCAGAGAUGUGUUUUGUAAGAAGCGGGAUUCGAACCAGGUGGGAAACAGUACCAGUGGUACCGUAGCCACCGUAUCUCAGACCCUGUAA